Molecule: messenger RNA, 699 nt
Organism: Maniola jurtina (meadow brown)
Lineage: Eukaryota; Metazoa; Arthropoda; Insecta; Lepidoptera; Nymphalidae
Exons: 3
Coding region: 1-699 (232 amino acids)
Source: RefSeq, a predicted model, not a curated record
AUGAAUGGUGGCAGAGCUGAUGCAUCCACCUCUACCGAUGAUGUAAAGGGACGGCCACUCUGCCUGUUCUACUUCACGCAUCCUUUCGGGGUCCUAUCUCCAGAGCCGCCCACGGUUACCGUGGCACCGCAAAACAUCGCGCGUACUUACGUCAACAUGGAACCCGUCCCACCAUUCUGGACCUCAUCCUCUUCCCCAGGAUAUGACACCACAUCUACACGUCCAAGCUAUGACCUCGGGAAUGCAACAGUUCACAGAAACCCCAUCAACCUAGUUCGGAACUAUGAAUUGGAUUUUAGAAGAGAUUCCGUCUCUUCAUCACUAUUUUCGAGUGAUAUGUGGUUCAGUUCAAGUGCCAGCUCCAGAUUUGGGUGUGAGAGACGCGUUGUUCCAUACAAUAGGAUAUUACCACCGCUCCAGUUGCCUACUCCUCGAGAUUUACCGUUGGAUUUCGACAGUUCGGACGAUGUUUGGCCAAAAAAGUGUUUGAAUCCUGGAAAAUUUUCUUUACCCCCAAUCGAGUUGCCCGUGAGUGGUGUGAGCGAGGAUUUCUUUGAUGAUAAAGUGUCAGUGUGUGAUAGUGAAACAUUUAAGAGACAUCGACGUGUGUUUGGAGUUAGGAAGCAGAGACGGAGGACGCGAGCUGGCAGUGUCAGAAGGAUGAUCACGUAUCUCAUCCAGCGAAACGUCAGAGGUUAG